Molecule: messenger RNA, 2347 nt
Organism: Eptesicus fuscus (big brown bat)
Lineage: Eukaryota; Metazoa; Chordata; Mammalia; Chiroptera; Vespertilionidae
Product: NADH-cytochrome b5 reductase 1
Exons: 9
Coding region: 187-1104 (305 amino acids)
Cellular component (GO): mitochondrion
Molecular function (GO): oxidoreductase activity; FAD binding
Source: RefSeq, a predicted model, not a curated record
CGCGGGGCCUGCCCCUCUCAGCGAGGCCCCGCCUCCUUUGGACCCACGCCUUUUCCGCCUCCCCGGUGCCAGGCCCCCCACCGCCCCUUCCAGCCCAGCUCUCUCCAGGCCCCGCCUCUGGCCCACCCCGCGGCGACUCGUGGGAGCGCCCCGCGGGCGCUGCGGUGGAGGACGCGGUGCUCGGUCAUGGGGUUCCAGCCGAGCCCAGGCCUGCUGGCCUCUCUCGGGGCGGGGCUGCUGACUCUACUCGGCCUGGCUCUGGGCUCCUACUUGGUUCGGAGGUCCCGCCGCCCCCGGGUCACUCUCCUGGACCCCAAUGAGAAGUACCUGCUGCGACUGCUAGAUAAGACGACUGUGAGCCACAACACCAAGAGGUUCCGAUUUGCCCUGCCCACCGCCCAGCACACUCUGGGGCUGCCUGUGGGCAAACAUGUCUACCUCUCAGCCCGAAUCGAUGGCAGCCUGGUCAUCAGGCCGUACACUCCUGUCACCAGUGACGAAGACCAAGGCUAUGUGGAUCUUGUCAUUAAGGUCUACCUGAAAGGUGUGCACCCCAAAUUUCCUGAGGGAGGGAAGAUGUCUCAGUACCUGGACAGCCUGGAGAUUGGGGAUGUGGUGGAAUUUCGAGGGCCAAGUGGGUUGCUCACUUACACGGGGAAAGGGAAUUUUAGCAUUCAGCCCAACAAAAAGUCUCCACCAGAGCCCCGCGUGGCGAAGAGACUGGGCAUGAUCGCCGGCGGGACAGGAAUCACCCCGAUGCUUCAGCUGAUCCGGGCCAUCCUGAAAGACCCCACAGAUCCAACCCAGUGCUCUUUGCUUUUUGCCAACCAGACUGAAAAGGACAUCAUCUUACGGGAGGACUUGGAGGAGCUGCAGGCCCAAUAUCCCAGUCGCUUUAAACUCUGGUUCACUCUGGAUCAUCCCCCAGCAGGUUGGGCCUACAGCCAGGGCUUUGUGACUGCGGACAUGAUCCGGGAGCACCUGCCUUCCCCGGGGGACGAUGUGCUGCUGCUCCUCUGUGGGCCUCCCCCGAUGGUGCAGCUGGCCUGCCACCCCAACCUGGACAAACUGGGCUACUCUCAAAAGAUGCGCUUCACCUACUGACCGUCCCCUGGCUUCCCUGGUCCCGUUCCCGGCAAUGUUCCUGGUCAGUGCUCGGAUGCUGUAAGUCCUAGAUCUCUUUCCUGGAAGGAUAAGCCUUUUGUCUUUCUCUGAAGCUGAAAUCGGAUGGUGCCUACAGGAACAGCAUCCUUGUAGCCCUGGAAGAGAGCUAAGGCUGAGUCGUUCCCUGGAAGGCCCCCCAAACCUCCCUGUGAGAAAAGGUCCAGGUCAGGCCGUGGAGCAGUGUCUUCCAUGGGUCAGGAAGAAGGAAGCAUGUACGUUCGUUCCAAGCCUGGCUGAUCCCUGGGUAGCAUCACACUCUUCUUUGUCUGUGUUGAAGGGAACAACCUAUGUAAUGGGUGUUACUUACUGCUUGGUGCUUAACUCGUAGCAGAUUCGGUGUGAGUGCAAGUUGAGCAGACUUCUAGAGCGAGUCUUACAGAGGUUGCAGGAAAGAAGCAAGUGUUUCUUCAGACCUGCAGGCCUCAGAGAGAGGGAUCUCAAGUAUGUACUUGCAUGUCUGUCUCUUUCUGCCCAGCCCAGGCUAGAGGGAAGUGGCUAUCCACAGUCUGAGACCGCUGCUUGUGGCAGGAACCCCUGGCUAUGCGAAUAAAUGGACUAAGGCCCCAGUGGUAUACCUAUAGGGCUGUUGUGUCUGGGGGUCUGGACUCCAAGGCUUUUCACACCUGAGAAUUUGGGGAGGAAGGGCUUCCCAGCACAGAAUUCUCCCAGGUCUUCCCAGAACCCUUGAGCAGCUGUCCUGUGUGCUAACAUGUGAGCUGUCUCAGCAGAAGCAGACGCUUAGCUUCUCCCUGGAGGCUUUUCAGGUGGGGGACAGAGUACAGCUUAGAGGGGAUGCAUUCUGAGCCCAGGUGCAGUGUCCUUUUGUUGGUCAUAUUUCCUGCUCCCUCCUCUUGACCCUUCCUUCACCGUAUUCAUCCUUCAGGGUACCUGGCAAACAAAUGAAAGCAUUGUCUUUCUGUUUGGAAGAGAAGCCUUCUCCUACAAAAGUAACCUAAGCCCAGCCGGUGUGGCUCAGUGGUUGAGUGUUCACCUGUGAACCAGGAGGUCACAGUUCGAUUCCUGGUCAGGGCACAUGCCCGGGUUGGGGUAUCAAUCCCCAGUUAGGGGACCUGUAGGAGGCAGCCGAUCAGUGAUUCUUUCUGGUCAUGGUUUCUAUUUCUUUCUCCCUCUCCCUUCCUUUCUAAAAUCAAUAAAAAUACAUUUUAAAAAAACAAUAACCUGA